AUGGCUAAUGAAGGAGUCGAGGAGAUGGUGGAGGAGGAGUUUUCUGUGUGGAAGAAGAACACACCAUUACUGUAUGACCUCGUGGUAGAGAUUGUUCAGAAAAUACAUGUUGAUGGGGAAGUGAAUAGAGCUCGGUGUAUGCCACAAGACCAAGCUUUGGUUGCUGCUAAGACAAGUGGUUCUGAAUCCGCCGCUAGUUCUCCCGUCACCGCCUGGCCCGCCUCCGGCCUCCAGUCCGCCCCUCUCCGCCUCUUAUUCCAUCGGUUUAUCUAUAUUCUGUCCGAUCUCCGCUAUAAGGCUGUUCGAGCUUUAAGCUUUGUUCGACACUUCGAGGUUCGAGCUCCAGCAGAAAAAGAACUGAAGAAGAAGCCAAGAAGGGAGGAGGUAUUCCAGGUAGAGUGGGAUCCUAACCAUGAAACUGUGCUGGCGUCCUCCGCUGAUGACAGAAGGUUGAUGGUUUGGGACCUUAACAGGGUUGGAGAUGAACAGUUGGAAGGUGAAGCUGAAGAUGGUCCUCCUGAGCUCCUCUUCUCUCAUGGUGGUCACAAAGCAAAGAUUUCUGACUUUUCAUGGAACCAGAAUGAGCCAUGGGUCAUUUCAAGUGUAGCAGAGGACAAUACUCUACAGGUCUGGCAAAUGUCGGAGAGUAUUUAUCGUGAUGAGGAUGAUAUCCAAAGUGCUAAUUGUAUGUAA
Messenger RNA from Fraxinus pennsylvanica, 693 nucleotides. The record is from the annotation of a GenBank genome assembly. NCBI's taxonomy places the organism in Eukaryota, Viridiplantae, Streptophyta, Magnoliopsida, Lamiales, Oleaceae.